UACUACGUACGUUAUGUUAGUUAGGGAAUACGGACACAAGAGUUUGUGUACUAAAAUUUGUCCGACAUCAAUCAAUAUCUCGGAAAUAAUUCAAUGCAUUUUAAUGUGCAUUGGUUACGUGUUCGUUAUCAACUUUUGUGUUGUGAAUGGUUUACGUGUGAUUAACCUAAUGAUAUCUAAAAAUCUGUGGACAUUUGUUUUUAUUAUCGCAAGAUAAUAAAGAUUUUAGGAGCCAUUUACACAUGGCGAGAAGUCACGUAGACUUUGUUUGGUGAAAUGUGGAGUGGACUGCGACGCGUCAAAUAGUGGAAAAAGCCAUUUAAUUGUUAGCACAAGUAAAAUUAAAUAAAAUGGAUAGCAAAAUUAUACAAAAAAAUGCCAUGCAGAAAACGGCGGAGUUUACUUUCACGGCGCCGCCUGAGGCUCCCGUGUUUGAGCCCACAGCCGAAGAAUUCAUGGAUCCACUCGGCUAUAUCGCCAAAAUUCGGCCCGUCGCGGAAAAGACUGGAAUAUGCAAAAUAAAGCCCCCAGCACGAUGGCAACCACCAUUUUCAUUAGAUGUAGACAAAUUGAAAUUUGUCCCACGGAUUCAGAAAGUUAACGAGUUGGAAGCCAUUACGCGAUUGAAACUUUUGUUUCUUGAAAAAAUUUUGAAAUUCUGGGAUCUCCAAGGCUCUCCUCUUAAAAUACCAAUGAUAGAAAACAAAACUUUGGAUUUGUACUGUCUUAAAUUCUGGGUUGACGAAGAGGGUGGUUUCGAAAAUUGCAAUACUCCGAAAAAGUGGCGUAAGAUAGCUCAUUCCAUGGGAUACAGUCAGAAUGCAAACACGAUGAAUUUUCUCAGAAAUAAUUACGAUAAAAUCCUCCUGCCCUACGAUAUUUUUGAAAAGAGCAAAGCUGACAUAUUAAAAACUGUUAAAAAAACCGAAAUAAAAAACGAAAAUGAUGUUAACAAAGCUCACACAUUUCGAGAAAUAUCACUGGAAUCCAUAAAAAAAUUAAAAGAGGAAGAAGAAGAGAAUGAAAAACCCCACACCAGUAUUAAAAAGAUGAAGACAGGGUCAGAUAUAAAAUCAGAUGUGGACAUCUCUGGAACUAAAACAGAAAUUAAACCAGAAAGUGAAGAAAUGAGGUGCAAUAGAGAACUCAGAAGACUUGCUUGCUAUGGUCCAGGUCCUAAAAUGCCUGGAUUGAAUGAUGAGGAAUUUGAUAUAACCAAGUCAAGAAAAAGACCUAGAUAUGAAAUGGACCCUUUAGCUAUUUAUACUUGUGCUAUUUGCCAAAAAGAGCAUAGAGAUGAUCUGCUUCUGAUUUGUAAUGGCUGCUCAGAUACUUAUCACACCUUCUGCCUGAAACCCCCUCUUAGCACAGUACCAGAAGGAGACUGGCGUUGUCCCUGCUGCAUAGCAGAAGUAGUCCACAAACCUGCUGAAGCCUUCGGGUUUGCUCAAGCUGAAAGAGAAUAUACUCUGCAGCAGUUUGGGGAAAUGGCAGAUAAAUUCAAAUCUGAUUAUUUUGGAAUGUCAGGACAUCUGGUGCCAACCAGUGUGGCUGAAAAAGAAUUCUGGAGAAUUAUUUCAUCAGUAGAAGAAGAUGUAACAGUGGAGUAUGGUGCAGAUUUACACUCAAUGGAUCAUGGCUCUGGAUUUCCAACAAAGUCUUCCUUAAAUCUUUAUCCAGGUGACCAAGAGUAUGUGGACUCUGGGUGGAAUUUAAACAAUCUUCCAGUGUUAAAUGGCUCUGUGUUGAGAUUCAUCAAUGCUGAUAUAUCUGGCAUGACAGUCCCAUGGAUGUAUGUUGGCAUGUGUUUUUCUGCUUUCUGCUGGCACAAUGAAGACCACUGGAGCUAUUCUAUCAACUAUUUACACUGGGGAGAAGCUAAAACUUGGUAUGGAGUGCCAGGAAGUGGAGCAGAGCUUUUAGAGAAAGCCAUGAAGGCAGCAGCCCCUGAUCUCUUCCAAUCUCAGCCAGAUCUACUGCAUCAACUAGUUACAAUAAUGAACCCAAACAUCCUAAUGGCUGCAGGAGUGCCCAUCUACAGGACUGAUCAGCAAGCAGGAGAGUUUGUUGUCACUUUUCCCAGAGCCUACCAUGCAGGUUUCAACCAAGGUUACAACUUUGCAGAAGCUGUUAACUUUGCUCCACCAGACUGGCUUAAAAUUGGAAGGGACUGCAUAACACAUUAUAAAAACUUGAAAAGGUUCUGCGUUUUUUCACACGAUGAGCUGAUUUGCAAAAUGGCACUUGAAGGUGAUCGCUUGGACUUGGAAACUGCCUUAGAGACACAAAAGGAGCUAGUCCAGGCAGCUCGUGAUGAAGGACGCUUACGAGCAUUGUUGGCAACCAAAGGUCUGAAGAAUGUGUGCAGAACUGCAUUUGAACUUCUAGGUGAUGAUGAGCGAUUAUGUGAAGUAUGUAAAACAACAUGCUUCUUGUCUUCUGUGUACUGUGGCAGUUGUAAAUUCAUGGCAUGCCUGUGCCACGCAGAAGAUGCAUGCAACUGUCUGUUAGAGAAGAAAACACUAAAUUACCGAUAUGACAUGGAUGAGCUUCAUAUAAUGCUGCAAACUAUUGACUUUAGAGUCAAUAGCUUUGACAAAUGGAUGACUGACACGAAAAACAUUUUGCUUCCAACCGCACCUGACAUUGGACGACUCCAAAAGUUAAAGAACUUGGUAGAUGAAGCUGAUGAACUUAAAAUACCAAAGUGCUCAUUAUUGUCACAGCUAAAAGAAGAGUAUACUAAAGCAGCUGAUAAUGUUGAACCGAUUGUAAUAGAAUUAGAUGAUGAUUGAACAUCUACAACAAAAGUGGUUUAGUACAAAAGUAAUUUUAAGUAAGAAUUCUUGUAUGAAAAUUAGAUUUGACCUGCACACUAGAUGUAGAUGAUUGAUUGUUUUGUUUCUUAUUUAAUUGAAUUGGAGUUAAACUGAAGUAAAUGUUAAUAGGCAGCUUAAGUACCUACAUUUGCGAUUUCAUUCAAAUUAUCUUGGGUAGCAAAUUUAAAUAUGAAUGUUAGUGAUUUUGCAAGCAAGAAUUAAUCUAAGAAACUUUAUUAAUAAAUCAAAAACUAUGAGUCCAGGAGUUCUGAUAUAAUUAAUGCCUAUGUGUAGUGUACAUGAUUCCACUUUUACUAUUUAUACACUAGCUAGAAAUAUAUUUUAUUUUUUGAAAAGUGUAUACUCCUGAUGACCGGGUUUCAGAAUAUGCCAGCUUAAUUUUAACUCUGUCAAACAGUCAGACUCAAAAAUUUAUUGGGACCUAUGUACCUACUCUGUAGGGCGCGGGUUGUCAGGAGGAUAUAUCGCAACACAACUUGUGCUCAUUCAAAUUACUAAAGCAGUAAUAAAAAUUAUUGUAAACAACACAGCACCAUAGUGAGUUAUUUUAUUCUGAAGACUGUAUAUUUAGCAAUUAGUGACCAUUGAAAAUACUUUUGUACCAACUAUGUUGUGUGUAAAUUUUCAUUAAUAUUUUGAGGUUUUGGUUUAAUUUCUUACCAAAGUAAUUUUAACAAUGAUGACUUCUCUAUGUGGUACCUAUAUAAUUAUUUUCAUGAAGGUAUUAGACACAUGUUGAGUAAUUCACUAAUUACUUAAAUGAAAAACCCUACUUCCAUGCUAAAAUUAUAUUGAAAAAACACUGUACCUAGAGUUCAGUGAAUAAUUUAUAUUUUCUGAAAGCACUAGAAAUAUUAACAUAUUAGGUUAUAUUAAAAAAAAAUGUAGGUAUAGCAAUCUGUCAAACAAUGUAAAUUUUGCAAUGAAUUUGAAAGGAAAGUAAAUAGGUAUUUUGUUUCAUAAGAUUGUAAAAAAUAAGCCCACCGAAAUUAUUCACAAAUAAGGGUGUGGAAAUGUUGAUGCCAUAUGCCACUGUAAGAGGAAAAAUCUGUUCUAUUAUUUAUAAAUUGCUAUUGAUCUCAUCAUUAGAAGUUAACUGCUUUCCAUUGAUUCAUCAACAUUAUUAAAUUCGAAUGAAGGGCAAGCAAUGUUUCCAUGUGUUGAAGUGAGUAUGGGUAGUAUACUAAUCUAUGUGGGUAGUCAAACUAUAGGUAUUCGUGUCUGUUAUAUUGAAUAGGUACUUGAGAAACUUAGGGCUGGUUGCACCACGCACAAUCGACAAACUGGUUAUCGAUAGAAAAGGCGCUAGCAGCUGUCAUCGCAUCGCGUUUAAGGCCUGCGCACAUGCGCGUUGUAAUAUACAGAUCCUUAUGAGAUAUGACACACCGCUUGCGUGACUUGUGCGUGCGCGGCUCAAACAUUUUUGCGCAUGUGCACGUCGACGCACACGCAGCCGGUGUGCUCUAGCCUUAAGACCUCAGACAACUUCAACAAAUUUUAACGAAUUACGAUUACGUCGAUUACAGACGGUUAAGUGCAAUCAGCCCUAAGCCAGUAAAUUUCUGAGAAAUAAGGCUGAUUUCUUCACGAUGGUAAUUAUUUAUUAUUUUGACUAAGUGCUGACCCAGUGCUCAUGCACAUCUUGUGGUAGGGUAAACCUACCUAUUGUUAGCACUCCAAUUAUUAGUCAAUUCGGUUGACGGACCCGCUGCAUAAGUUGGAAAGGUCUACAGCGUCGAUCAAUGGGUGUCUUACCCUACUAUAAGGAUGAAACAUGUAACAAUAAUUCCAUACCUAUCUAUUGAAAAAGUAUAUGUACUGGAAUGGUAUUAAUGUCAUGCAUCACAAAAAUAAUUUAUUAUGGCAUAGUUGUUUAAUUCUGAGCUCUUAGAAUGUAGGAGUAAUUUUAAUGUUAACAUUACGAUUUAGGCAACUAAACGUAAGGCUAUGACAUAACAUUGUAUUUGUAUAUUCGCCUGCUUAGUUCAGUUAAGAGAUAGCCAGUAUUCUUUUUUUCUAUUUAUUGUAAAUUUUAUUAACGCUCUCCACUUGCGUUCAAAUUUACCCAAGUCGCCUAGAAGUGUUAAGUACUGAAUUCAAUCUAUCUAUUCAAAAUUUGACCUGAAAAUGCUAAGUACGUAUAUUUUAAUUGUUAAUUUGCCAUUGCCCGAAUGAAUGUAUGAUUUUUUGUUUGAUUGAAAAGAAAUAGACUAAACAGUCUAUUUCUGGAUAAUUCAAAUUAUUCCAGUUGUGUGAUUUGUACUGUGAUUGAAGAAUUUUGUUUAUUUUAUGAAUGAGACAGAUAAAAGUUUUUAGCCUCGCAAUAAGGCUAGUAAACUUUAAAAAUUAAGUUUAUUGAGUGAGUAUUAGAAAUAAUAAAUAUGUUAAAAUGAGUAAUUAAAAUCUUAUAAGUCUA
This is a messenger RNA of Cydia strobilella, 5256 nucleotides long. Its product is annotated as lysine-specific demethylase 5-like. NCBI's taxonomy places the organism in Eukaryota, Metazoa, Arthropoda, Insecta, Lepidoptera, Tortricidae. The coding region runs from base 351 to 2795 and encodes 814 amino acids. Gene Ontology annotation, cellular component: nucleus; chromatin. The record is from RefSeq and is a predicted model, not a curated record. The transcript has a single exon. Gene Ontology annotation, biological process: regulation of DNA-templated transcription; chromatin remodeling. Gene Ontology annotation, molecular function: histone H3K4me/H3K4me2/H3K4me3 demethylase activity; DNA binding.